CUUUUGUCUUUUCUGAGACACCCAUACCAGGCAUAAAGGCCAGAGAAGGUGGCCCUGGGACUCUUUGUCCUCUGUCUACAGUGCUGUAAGGAGUGCUGGAUUACCUGAGAGGGACCAUCAUAGAGAACUACACAGUUUGAGGAAGGGAGUCAGAACUCAGGACAGCCAUGGAUGAUGUAUAUAAAGCAGCGGUUGAGAAUUUAACAGAGGAGCAAAAAAGUGAGUUCCGUGCUGCCUUUGACAUCUUCGUGCAGGAUGCUGAGGAUGGCUGUAUUAGCACUAAGGAGUUGGGGAAGGUGAUGAGGAUGCUGGGACAGAACCCUACACAAGAAGAGCUACAGGAGAUGGUGGAUGAAGUUGAUGAGGAUGGUAGCGGGACUGUGGACUUUGAUGAGUUCUUGGUCAUGAUGGUGCGCUGCAUGAAAGAGGAGAGCAAAGGAAAAUCUGAAGAGGAGCUGGCCGAGGUCUUCCGCAUGUUCGACAAAAACGGAGAUGGUUACAUUGACCUAGAGGAGCUGAAGAAGAUGCUAGAGUUGACAGGCGAGUCCAUUACUGAUGAUGAUAUUGAGGAACUCAUGAAGGAUGGAGACAAAAACAACGAUGGCAAAAUUGACUAUGAUGAGUUUUUGGACUUUAUGAAGGGUGUGGAAUAAAAACACUGCCUAGCUGAAGACCCCAAUGCAAAUUCAACAGUCCCAUGCAUCACCAUCAUUCCCUGUCCUGGAGCUGCGACAUCACCACAGGGUCACAGUCACCUGUAAUCUGGCACGCAUACAACAAACUCACACUGGGGAAAAAGAAACACUUGUAAGACGUGUAAAUAAUUAGCAUUACCCCACAUCAUUCAUUGGUUCUGAAAACUAUUAUGCCUAACAGUAAAUUGUAUUUUUCAACUUGCCAUUGAAGUAGCAACUUUGGAAGUAAAGUGUGUUGUCUGUCUGUAGUCAUGUCACAAACUUCCUUUUUUUCAAAAGCACCAGUGUUUGAAAUAAAAUGAUCUAGCCACAUCA
This is a messenger RNA of Neoarius graeffei (lesser salmon catfish), 1010 nucleotides long. RefSeq names its product troponin C type 1b (slow) (gene tnnc1b). The record is from RefSeq and is a predicted model, not a curated record. The transcript is spliced from 6 exons. Gene Ontology annotation, molecular function: calcium ion binding. Gene Ontology annotation, cellular component: myosin II complex. NCBI's taxonomy places the organism in Eukaryota, Metazoa, Chordata, Actinopteri, Siluriformes, Ariidae. Bases 168 to 653 code for a protein of 161 amino acids.